AUGCAGAUUUUCGUCAAAACUUUGACGGGUAAAACAAUUACCCUUGAAGUCGAACCAUCGGACACGAUUGAAAAUGUAAAAGCAAAAAUUCAAGAUAAGGAAGGUAUUCCACCCGAUCAACAACGCUUGAUCUUUGCUGGCAAACAACUCGAAGACGGACGUACACUUUCGGAUUACAAUAUCCAAAAAGAAAGUACACUUCAUUUGGUUUUACGACUCCGUGGUGGUACAAUUGAACCAACUCUUCGUAUGCUUGCUCAAAAAUAUAACUGCGACAAAGUUAUUUGCCGAAAAUGCUAUGCACGACUUCAUCCACGUGCUGUCAACUGCCGUAAACGUAAAUGUGGUCACACCAGCAACUUACGACCAAAGAAGAAACUCAAAUAA
This is a messenger RNA of Adineta ricciae, 387 nucleotides long. NCBI's taxonomy places the organism in Eukaryota, Metazoa, Rotifera, Eurotatoria, Adinetida, Adinetidae. The record is from the annotation of a GenBank genome assembly.